CCCCUCCCCCUCUCCUGUGCUCCUCUCUUCUCCUCUCUCUCUCUCCCUCCUUCUCCUCUCGCUCCCUCUCUCCUUCUGAAGGGAUCAACGAGCUCGAUUCCGUUGUCCGAGCGAGUUCGCGUUGUUUCGCUGUGGGAUCUCCCUUCCAGCUCAUUUUCGCCUAGCAAGAUCUAGAUUCCUGAGGCCCAACUAGGGUUCGGGGUGAGAUUGGCAGCAGAAUUGAAGUCCUCCUGCGCGCUGAUCUUUCGAAUUGGGUGCAGAAUUUGGGGGUUUCUGAUCCGGAGGAUGGAUUGAGAGGAGGAGGAGGAGGAGGAGGGAGAUAGAGUGAGAUUGCUAGGAGGGGCCCUAAAAAAAAUGGCCAACAGCGAGGCCGACACAUCGGCCAAGACACCGAAGACCUCGGCGGCUCAGGACGGAUCUCCGGCCAGUAGCGCCAGCCCUGCUGCCACAGUGUACCCGGAUUGGACGAGCUUUCAGGCAUAUUCGCCGAUUCCGCCACAUGGAUUCUUUCAUUCUUCUGUGGCAUCGAGCCCCCAGGCUCAUCCUUACAUGUGGGGAGCUCAGCAAUUUAUGCCACCAUAUGGGACACCACCGCAUCCAUAUGUCAUGUAUCCUCCUGGAGGAUUAUAUGCUCAUCCAUCUAUUGCACCGGGAUCACACCCAUUCAGUCCAUAUGCUAUGCCUUCUCCAAAUGGACAUGCUGAGGCUGGAGCCAUGCCUGGUGGACCGGAAAUGGAUGGUAAGUCAUCAGAAGGUAAGGAAAGAAGUCCCCUCAAAAGAUCCAAAGGAAGUUUAGGUAGUUUGAAUAUGAUUACAGGAAAGAACAACAAUGAGCCAGGUAAAACAUCAGGGGCAUCAGCGAAUGGGGGCUUCUCUCAAAGUGGUGAAAGCGGAACUGAAAGUUCAAGUGAAGGAAGUGAUGCUAAUUCUCAAAAUGAUUCGCAGCCAAAGACAAGUGGUGGGCGAGAAUCUUUUGAUGAGACUUCCCACAGAGGCAACCCAGCACCAGGUUCUCAGAAUGGUGUGACUCGGACACUGUCACAGGCAGUGCUAAGUCAAACCAUACCUAUCAUGCCUAUGCCUGCAGCUGGUGCACCCAGUGGGGUUGCUGGUCCUACCACAAACUUAAAUAUAGGGAUGGACUAUUGGGGGGCUCCAUGUUCUUCUUCUCUUCCUCCAAUGCAUGGUAAAGUUCCUGCCAAUGCAGUUGCAGGAGCUGUGGUUCCUGGUGCUCCAUCAGAGCUUUGGAUGCAGGAUGAAAGAGAACUCAAACGGCAGAGAAGAAAGCAGUCGAACAGGGAAUCUGCACGUAGAUCUAGGUUGCGCAAGCAGGCGGAGUGUGAAGAGCUGGCUCAACGAGCUGAGUCUUUGAAAGAGGAAAAUGCUUCCCUUAGAGCAGAGGUAAACCGGAUUAGGAAGGAAUAUGAGCAACUUCUUUCUCAGAACACCUCUCUUAAGGAAAGACUUGGAGAAAUACCACAAGGCACAGACAAUCCACAACUCGAAAGAGAUGAACAAAAUUCUGGCGAUGACAACAACAAAAGGCACUUGGAUUCUGAUGCGCAAGCAGGGGAAAAAGAUCCAGUGCAGAGUGGCCUCUAAAGUCUGAAGCCUUGCUUGCUAUAGACCAUUACCCUGGAGUGUAACCCUCAAUUAUCAGCACCCCCUGAUUACAUAGUAUAAUAGGACUUGAAGAUUACAAUUGGUUGCAGUUGAUUGGAAUUAGGUAGCUGUGAUGUCAAUGCUGACUUACGUAGGCUGGUUCCUCUUGUAAUUUUUGUCUUGACUAAUCUUUUAAAGGUCGAGCUCGAGAAGGAAAUAUAGGGUUAAAACCCAGUUUCACUUUGUCUGUCAAAGCAAAACUACUGACUUUUCUCAUCUUACCUACUGGGUCAAUGUUUUGAUGCAAUGUAUACUUAAUGGGAGAUAAUUAUUGUUUAUGCAGUACUUAUUAUAUUAUACAGCUCUGUGGGUGAAGUAGCAUUAA
Molecule: messenger RNA, 1987 nt
Organism: Phoenix dactylifera (date palm)
Lineage: Eukaryota; Viridiplantae; Streptophyta; Magnoliopsida; Arecales; Arecaceae
Product: bZIP transcription factor 1-B-like
Biological process (GO): regulation of DNA-templated transcription
Cellular component (GO): nucleus
Molecular function (GO): DNA-binding transcription factor activity; sequence-specific DNA binding
Source: RefSeq, a predicted model, not a curated record